CGGAUCUAAUUAGUGAGGAGAAGGAAGAAGACAGUGCAGGACAGGAAAGGACUCUGUCCAGACUCAGAGGUUCGGAACUGCAGCGGAUUCUGGAGCUGGAUCUCUGUCCACUGGAUUGUGGACUUCAGUUUCGUCCAGCUCACUGUGGUUGUCUCAGCCUGGAAAGUUGGGGUCUGGAUUUGUCCUGCAGACCACUUUUGGCUCCCUGGUGUGACCAAAUACGUGAUAGUUGGUCCAGAACCACGCGCUCCAUCCUCUUGCGGGACUGAAGCAAAGUGAGAAACCACCUGUCGUCAAAAGUUUCCUGUAGCGAGUGACGGAGAAACCCGAACUGCCGAGAGAGGACGACGGACAGAUCCGAGAGAGAAGGAGCGAAGAAGACGCGCAGCAGAAUGCGCCUUUUACGCACAGACAGGAAUCUCUUGUGACUGGAAAUCUGCGUGCUGCGUGUUCCCAGUGGGUAUGCUGUCAUGGUGACCCGGGCUCAGAUGAUGUCAUGGUGUCCCGGGCUCAGGUGAGUGGGUCGGGAUGGCUCGGCAGGACGCGGUGAGGUGUCUGCGCUGUCUGCUGUACGCGCUCAACCUGCUGUUCUGGCUGAUGUCAGCGUGUGUGCUCGGAGUGGCAGCGUGGAUCCGAGACUCUCUGAACACUGUCCUGACCCUGACAGCCCACACCAGGUUGGAGGAAGCAGCCAUCCUCACGUACUCUCCGGCCGUCCAUCCCGUCAUCAUCGCCGUGUGCUGCUUCCUCAUCAUCGUGGCGAUGGUGGGAUACUGCGGCGUCCUCCGCUGUGACCUGCUGCUGCUCUCCUGGUACCUGUGCAGUCUGCUGGUCAUCUUCUGUGUGGAGCUGUCCAGCGCAGUGUGGACGUAUGACGAGCCGUCAGUGCAGCGCUCUGAUAUGAUCAGUCUCAAGACUCGGAUGCCAAACUAUGGCCUGCAGCGCCACCAGUGGCUGACGCACACCUGGAACAGCCUCCAGACAGAGUUUAAAUGCUGCGGCGUGAUGUACUUCACUGAUUGGCUGGAGAUGACUGAGAUGGAGUGGCCGCCUGAUUCCUGCUGCUCCAAUCAGUAUCCAGGCUGCGCUCGCCACGCCCACUACCAUGACCUCAGUGACCUCCACCAAGAGGGCUGCGGUCCAAAGAUCUACUCCUUCAUCCGUGGGACGAAGCAUCUGCAGGUAUUGCGUUUCCUGGGCGUGUCCAUCGGCGUGGCUCAGAUUCUGGCCAUGGCGCUGACCCUCACGCUGCUCUGGGCGCUUUAUUACGGACGCAAGGCCCCGGAGCCGGACGCCACGGCAGCGCCGCCGGACAACUCCGCCCCCCUGACCGCGACGCAUGGACCCUCAGCCGGGGCGUCACAGGAAGUCCAGUUUGAGAUGGAGCGACUGUCGUAGGCCACUGCUGAGCGGCGCCUCCUGCAGGCCUGAAGAGGAACUUAGUGGAACGUUGACUCACCUGUGAGUGGGAACUCAUCGUGUUCAUCCAGACUGUGUAAAAGGAUCAGCGAUUAGUUCUUAUAAUAUAUUUGUACAGAAGAACAUGUGCAUCAUGAUAAAUGUUCAACGAUUCUCACGGGACAUGGACGUUUGAUUCGGUCACCAGACUCUGCAGACGAGCCGGGUGGAGUAGAUCAACUGCUGUGAAUUAAUUAAAGAUUAUUUAUUGACACGUUCAAAAAGUAUAAUAAAAAAACAAAACAUGUUGA
This is a messenger RNA of Solea solea (common sole), 1709 nucleotides long. It is a transcript of the gene tspan12, whose product is annotated as tetraspanin 12. Gene Ontology annotation, cellular component: membrane. Lineage: Eukaryota; Metazoa; Chordata; Actinopteri; Pleuronectiformes; Soleidae. The transcript is spliced from 7 exons. Bases 529 to 1398 code for a protein of 289 amino acids. The record is from RefSeq and is a predicted model, not a curated record.